Didymodactylos carnosus is the source of this 732-nucleotide messenger RNA. The record is from the annotation of a GenBank genome assembly. NCBI's taxonomy places the organism in Eukaryota, Metazoa, Rotifera, Eurotatoria, Philodinida, Philodinidae.
AUGAAAGCCGACUUCGUGUUUGAAGAUAAUAAAUGUGGAAUGAGUUGUGUUUUGCUUACAACUGGUUCUUUCAAUCCUGUCCAUCCUUCACAUUUUCAAAACCUUCGACGUGUCAAAGAAUAUCUUGAACAUGAGCACCAGACUGCAUGGAACGUCCUCGCAGGAUAUGUCUCCCCAACACAUGAUUCGUAUGUGCGUUCGAAAUUGGGCGAUUCAGCAUGGAUUCCGGCGAAACAUCGCUGCCAACUCUGCGAACAAGCUAUCCAAUCCGAGGAUCCAGAACUAUGUUCUUGGGUUACUGUUUCUCGAGGUGAAAGUACAUGGCCCGAUGGAUUUAUUGAUUUUGGACCUAUCACUGAAGAUUUUCGUGAUUUUCUCAAUGGCACACUUGUCGAUCAAAAAAAUAUUCUCAAAUAUCCGUUGCGCGUGGUGUAUGUCUGCGGAUUAGAUCAUUUUAACAAAUGUUCGUAUGUUGAAAGCAUGGCAAAACAAAACCUCAUGGCUUGUGCAGUUGUCUACCGUGCCGGUUAUGAGGAACAGCAGAUUAAUCGCUCAGUUAAAUCGUCUGGUGUCAUCUACAUUUCAUUGUCAAAGGAACGCAACAAACUCAUGGAUGUGAGUUCGACACAAAUUCGACAAUAUUUUCAAAAUCCAACACCCAACAACUCCAACGUCGAGCGAUAUAUUUAUCCCCAUGUACGUGAAUACAUGAUCAGGAAGUAUAAAAAAUAA